AAAUAUGAUCAACUCAAGAGAGUGGAAUUCAAAGAAUGGAACAGCGACUCUUUAAUGUAUAAAAGAGCUGUGGUGCUUUAUUUAAGUCUGUUACAUUUGAAAGAAUAGGCUGAUGUCGAUUCUGUAGACGUUGGAGGUUACAUAGCUUCCUGUUCUCAACUGAAAACCAGCAUUCAACCAGGAUCCACCAGAGAUCUAAGCAGGCAGAGCAAGCCAGACCUGGGACCGCCCUGGACCGACUGAUUCAGCACAUGGUCGUGAAAGAUCUACUGAAACAUGCCAGAAAAAUGUCAGCCUAUGUUGAUGGGGGCUCUGGUGGUGAUGGCCAUAGCCCUGCUGAUCUCAGUGUGCGUCAACAUUGUUCAAUGCUACCUCAGACAAAGGAAAAACUCAAAGACAGACAGUAUCGAGAGGAGGUAUCAAGGACAGAGUUCCAGCUCUAGUAUGGAGAAUGGAGUCUAUCGCUUUCACGAUGAUAUCCCCGAGCAUCAAGAGAAUCCUAUUUAUGGAAACAUUCUCAAAGUAAGAAGAGUGAAAGGGUGCACUGCGCCUCGAGAAUCGAUGACCCUGCAGCAUGCACAAGGCAACAAGCCCUCAGAGUCCCACAUGAACUACGCCUCCCUGGACCUCAAGGAGACCAAACGGGGCCACAAGAAGAAGAACGGCGUGCACCCGGGGCCCACCGGGGACCCCCGCCCGGACCUCCAGGCCACCCUGCUCCGGCCCCCCGGGGAGGCAGAGGAAGGCCGGCUCUCCUCGGGGGGGGGCGGCAGCCCCGGCCCCUCCCACAGCAGCAUCUACCUCAACAGCCAUCAGAUCGCCAUGGAGACGGAGGAGCGAGGACGGGACGACGGGUGGCCCGGGACGAGCCGGCCGCCGACCUGGGGCGCCGACGGGGACUGGCCGCUCCGGAACGGCGCCUGGGGGCCGGGCAGUGUGCUGUAA
This is a messenger RNA of Gadus chalcogrammus (walleye pollock), 945 nucleotides long. RefSeq lists its product as uncharacterized. Gene Ontology annotation, cellular component: T cell receptor complex. Bases 277 to 945 code for a protein of 222 amino acids. Lineage: Eukaryota; Metazoa; Chordata; Actinopteri; Gadiformes; Gadidae. Gene Ontology annotation, biological process: positive regulation of T cell receptor signaling pathway; negative regulation of receptor recycling. The transcript is spliced from 7 exons. The record is from RefSeq and is a predicted model, not a curated record.